Electrophorus electricus (electric eel) is the source of this 3165-nucleotide messenger RNA. RefSeq names its product calpain 12 (gene capn12). Gene Ontology annotation, cellular component: cytoplasm. NCBI's taxonomy places the organism in Eukaryota, Metazoa, Chordata, Actinopteri, Gymnotiformes, Gymnotidae. Gene Ontology annotation, biological process: proteolysis; negative regulation of apoptotic process. Gene Ontology annotation, molecular function: calcium ion binding; calcium-dependent cysteine-type endopeptidase activity. The record is from RefSeq and is a predicted model, not a curated record.
UUCUGAAAACUUGUCUAAACUCAAACUUAGACCAGGUACGUUGGCUCAAUUCUCCGCGUUCACGUCGCUGAGCUCGUGCAGAAACUUUAAAAAUGUCUGACAGCUCCUCCGAUCCGGGUUCAAUUGCAAACCCGGUCAAAUUUAAAAAUCAAGACUAUGCGUCGUUGCUGGACGAGUGUCUCAAGUCCCGCUGCCUUUUCUUGGACCCGACUUUUGCAGCUGAUCAAACUUCCAUCCGCAUGCCAGCAGAUCCUGAUCCAAAAAUGGCAAUCAAGUGGUUGCGACCAAAGGAAAUCAGCAAGAAUGCUGUCUUUGUGGAGGGUACCACGGGCACCACUGAUAUCUGCCAGGGUCAGCUGGGGAAUUGCUGGCUACUCGCUGCCCUGUCUUGUCUCACCAUGCACCCGACCCUGUUUGAGAAGGUGGUCCCAGCGGGACAGACCCUGGACGUCUCUUACGUGGGCAUCUUCCGCUUCAGGUUCUGGCAGUAUGGGGAGUGGGUGGAGGUGGUGGUCGAUGACAGGCUACCCGUGCGAGGGGGCCGUCUGCUCUUCAGCUACUCCCGCACCAACAACGAGUUCUGGAGCGCCCUGGUGGAGAAGGCUUACGCCAAGUUGAUUGGCUCCUAUGGCAGUUUGAAGGGGGGUAACAUUUCUGAAGGCAUGGAGGACUUCACAGGGGGCAUCGCCUACACCCGUCCUGUCUCCUCCCGCACACCACCCGUGCUGUGGAGAACACUCACUGCAGCCUUGUCCAGAGGUAGCUUGCUGAGCUGCUUUAUACAGGCCAAAACCGUGAAAGAGAUUGGCACAGUGACAACAGAGGGGCUAGUCAAAGGUCACGCCUAUGCUAUCACUGCUACAGAUAAGGUCCACAGGAAAACUGAGGAGGUGUUAUUGGUGAGACUGCGUAACCCUUGGGGGUUUGUGGAGUUCUGUGGCCCCUGGAGCGACAAGUGUAAAGACUGGGAUGGCAUAGACAGUGCUGAGAAAACCAGAAUCCACUUGAACAUUGAAGAGGAUGGAGAAUUUUGGAUUGGGAUGGAGGACUUUUGCAGACUGUUUGAUACGGUGGAGUUGUGUAGUGUCAGUCCUGACUCUGAUGAUGCAGAGGACAGCGAUGCUGUCACCACCACCUCCUCCUGGGCCCUGACCUCCCACAAGGGCUCCUGGGUUCCCAUGUGCUCUGCAGGGGGCAGCCGCAAGUACCAGCGAACAUUCUGGAAGAACCCGCAGUUCCACCUGGUGCUGUCCCAGCAGGACGUGGAGGACGUGGAGGUCGACGAGGAUGACGUGGAUGUUGGCGACGACGACGAUGACGAUGCUGUCCCUGCGAAAAGCAGCACAGGGAAGCAGAAGGAGAAGAUGAAGAAGUGCACGGUGCUCAUCGAGCUGCUGCAGAAAGACCGAAGGCAGCGAGACAAGAUCAACUUCCUCUACAUCGCCUUCCACAUCUACAGAGUUCCUCCUAAGCUUCAGGACUUUACAGGUUCUUUUGACCAGCAGUUCUUCACCACUAAGACGCUGGUGAGCCGCUCCGGACAGUACCGGAAUGUGCGGGCCGUGUGGCGGAAGGUGCACCUGGACCCGGGCCACUACGUCAUCGUGUCUUCCACGCAGAGGCCCAACCAGCAGGGGGAGUUCUUCCUCCGCGUCUAUGCCAAGGAAGGCCACACGCUUGGCGUCCGUGAGAUCAGCUGUCCCGCUGCCAUCACCACGACCGUAAUGUCCAAGCCUCCCCUGCCAGAGGAUCAGGACAGAGUGCAGAAGUUUUUUGACGAGGGAGCAGGACCGGAUGACAGGCUGAAUGCGGUGGACUUCAUGAAGCUGGCAAACACAGUGCUGGAAAAGGACUAUAAUCUCCCUCUGGAAACUUGCAGGCAACUUAUUUUUGGGGAAGAUACUGGCGGUCGAGGCAGAGUUAGCCGGGAUCAAGCAAAGAAGCUGCUCUCCUCUCUGCGCACCCUGCAGUCAAUCUUUCUUGAGUAUGAUGAGGAUUCAUCAGGGACCAUGAAUCCAUUUGAGCUCAGUCAGGCUCUUAAGGCAGCAGGUGUGGAGUGCGAUAAUAGCAUACUGCAGGUGCUGUGGGAGAGGUUUGGCUCUGGAGAGCAGCAUCUGGCUUUCUACAGCUUCGUGGCAUGUGUCACAAGACUGCGCUCGCUCUUCACGCUGUAUGAGUCAGAGAGCAGCUCGGAGGUGAAGACCAGAGGCAUCAAUGCGUGGAUGCUCAAGCUGCUGGCCGUGUGAGCGCGCUCGGAUGCGACACCUCAGCAGGACGGACCUGCCUGGCCGGGACUGCUCCAACGUCAUCCACCUGGGCUUGCGUAUAAUGUGCUCGCGUUCUCUCUCCAUACGCCAUCUUCCUCUGGACCCAUGUCAUGUACCAGUCACCUCCACCCACGCCUUCCUCCACCACACUGGCAAUAUGGGUCAUUUCUGGUCAUCUCCAGACAAAUGCCAUGUACAUGCUGUCACUUUCCUCAUCAGUAUUUUUAAAAUAGCAAAGUAGAGAGGCAUUUAUCCCUACUCAAGAUAAUUGUGAUUCAGUAUCCAUACAGGUUUUUACAUCCAUACAAGUUUUUUGAUACAUCCAUUUUUAUCCAUACAAGCCAUCAUAUUUUUUCAUAUUUUUUAGCUAUAGGUUUAUAAUCUAUUUUAAACAUAUAUUGUUGUUGUUGGUGAUGGUGGGUUUUGGUUUUUUUGGGUUUUUUUUUUUAGCAAACAGUAUUAUGCCAUUUCAGGAAUAUGCUACUCUUAAAACUGCUCAGUUUGUGGUUCAGUACUUUUUAUCCAUACAAGUCUGUGUUUAUAUCUUUUCAUAUUUUUAGCUAGAGUUUUAAGCAUUCCUUUUGAUGCUGCUUUUUUUUGUUUGUUUGUUUAUUUGGGUUUUGUUUUUGUUUUUUUUUAUCAAACAGUAUUAUGUCAUUUCAAGAAUAUGCUCCUCUUAAGGCUAGGGAGAGUGUUGGUGCUGGAAUGUUGACAAUCACUCUAAGGCCUAAAGCUAACCAAAAAUGGAAUGUAGUUGGAAACCAUAACAAAAAAUCCAAAUAAGAGCUGUUUGGAAUGAGAUGCCCUGCAGACGCUGUAUUGUGUGGCCUUUACUUUCUCUUCUCAGGUGCAUGUGUCUAUUUCUGAACAAAUAGCCAAAUAUAAACGCAAAUCAUUA